AUAGACCAAUUGCGAAACUUAGUGACCGCGCCUUCAACUGCACGAAAACGAGGCUUAUUAUGCAAAACAAAUCAUUCUACUAUAUUUUUAUAUGGCGAAAAAUGAAUUUCAGUGUUUGAGACGCGUUUUUAUGGCAAUCUCUUUAUUUUUUUUCAAUAUUUUUGUUUUGACCAUGUAAAUCUUUAUUAAACUUGUUCAUAGAUUUAGUCUUACUUCAAAUUUCAUUGCUUUUUGCGGCGUGCGAGGCAAAGUUUUGCUGUUUUUCGCCGUCCGAUAAAAGAAGCAGAUUAUACCAGAGAAAGAAUCAGGUAUUUUCCGUCUGUUUUAUUAAUACUUUUCAAAGAAUAAGUUGUAACAGUGAUUAAAUUUUGUUUCAGUUGUAAUAUAAUAGCAAGUUUUCGAUUUUAACUUUAAAAAUAUGAAAGUAAAUGUCGGGCAAAAUUUGUAGAAAUUUUAUGUUAUUAUCCUUUGACAAAAUUGUUUUUUCUCGCACGAAGUCUAAAAAAAUCUGGGUAGAAAGAGUUAUAUUUUAGUUUGUUAAGUUAUACUGGCUAUUUUAUUUGCAUCUUGAUCAGAUUUUAAAGUCUCGAUUGAUCUUUUCCAUAUGUUGGUCCCAUCGCAUGCUAAAACAACAACGAAAUAUCUCUCCAAAGCGGGUAAAAAUAUAGUGGGAAAUCGAUGUUUAGAUAAAUUUAACAAAUAUUUAUAUAACCUAGCACGAAAUAUUACGAAACGAUCAAAGAGAUUCAAGAAAAAACACUUUAAAAACCCUAAAAUUCACUUUUCCGCUAUGUAAAAAUAUAGAAAUUGUUUUGUUUUUGCAUAAUAAGCCUCGUUCUCGUGCAGUAUGAAGGCGGCCACUAAGUUUUGCAAUUGGUCUAUGUAUGAAUGAUCAGCUGAUAAAUUGGCCAGGGUCAAAUGUUUGCAUAUCAUGUGUUGCAGUUUAGCCCAUUUUCCACUAGGAACUUAUCCAACUUUUUCGCUGACCAAUCACAUUGCCAAGAUUCGUUUCGUGCAAACAAAUUCGCCUAGUGGAAACAAAUUUGCCUAGUGGUCUCAUUCCAUGAGCGCCUUUUCUUGGCGAAAUGCGAAACACUUCGCACAAAAUGAAUUUGUGCAUGCGCACAAUAAAUUAGACUUCGCAAGAUAAAAAGUAGAAGUCAGUUCUAUUCACUGUGAAAGUGAAUAAAAUGGUAAAAUUCAAUAAAAUCACUUAUGUGUAUAAACCAUCUGUAUUUCGCAGACAGAAUUUCGCCUUCGUGGAACCUUAAUGGUUGAUGAGCUUCAUUACCCAGUCAGCUAAUCAUGACGCAAAAACCUGCCCAUAGCCAACACCGCGGAAAAACGUCUGCGCAUGCGUCAACCUUACCUGUAAUAGUAUUGCGAACUUAAUGAGAAGCUGUUCUGAACGUUUCCGAAGGCUCAAAAUGGCGGUAAAAAGGAGUGACUUCAUUGUGUGUCUUUACAGCCAGAUUUCGAGCGCAAAAAUAAACAUGUCAUUCUAAAAACUAGGAAUAAAUACAGCCAGAAGGUUCAAGAAAUUGUAUUGUACAAGAACAUGAACUAAAGGUGAUUGUUGACAAAUUUAUUGUUUGAAACAUUUUGUUUAUCAACUAAGCAACGACAAUUUCCGAAUUUUCGUUUGAGAUACAUUUCUUUAAAAAAACUGUGUUGCCAAAUAUAAAAAAUUUUCGUGUUCACAAUAAUUAAACUUUAGGAUUUAUUCUACAAUUUGAGUGGGUUAAGAAGCUUAACUUUUCGAGAGUUUUCUUAACUUUUGAGUUUGAAUUUUUGUUUUGAAUAAUUUUGCAAAAAUUUUCGAAGUCGUGUUCGUUAAAAUCAACAAUUUUUUACAUGAAUUAUAUUUUAUUCCAUACUUUAAAUGCCAGGACGCUUUCAAUUAAUGUCUAGUCUACCCAUUUGCUAUAUUUUCUCAUUUGUUUUACUAAUUUUUGACCAAUUAAUAAGCAUGUUUUUGUUUUAGAAAUUGAUAUUCAAAUUCCCCGCCAUGUUUUCAUAAUUUGGAGCAUGCGCAGACGUUUUUCCGCGGUGUUCCCAUAGCCCCUUACGGCAAUAUGAAUGUUGCAAAAAAACUGUAGCUUUUACUUCAUUUACAAUUAGAUUCGGUGUUGGGAGAUCACAACUAACGCUGUACCGAAGGCACAACAGACUCAUCAAGGGCCCAUCUUAGACUGUUGUUGGCAUGACGUAAGUCUCAGCAGAUGCAGGAUGAUCUGAUAUCGAUGGUGACGAUUUUUUAGAACCUGGAUUUACCAUGCCAUUGCAAAUUUAUCAGAAAUAUCAUAUGAAAAUCUGUUUCACUUGAUGAUUUUGAGCCGAUAAGGAAAACUACUGAUUACUGAGGCCAAUAUUAUUUAUAAGCCGAUUGUCGUAACUAAUCUGCCGAUUAAUUGGUACCCGCCGAUUAUUUCAAAAAGCAAGAGAACAAUCACAAGAUGACCAACAAUGAAGUUGUAAAUGCGGUUUUAUUAUUUACAAUAUGCACCAUGUACAAUUAAAAACAGCUUCAAUCUUGCAUGUCAAUAGUUAAAGUUUAGUUUUGGCAGAUUAUGGUGUAAAAACAGGAUAUUGUCAGCUAUGCGGAGCUAGUCUGCUGCGUUUUUCAGUGGAAAUGUUCCCAGCUUCACUUUGCUUGAGACAAAAGACACAGGUUUUGCAAUAAAAUAUGAAAAUCUAUUCGCUUGUAUUCAGUAUUUUAGCAUGUGCUUGGCAGCUGCAGAAAAAGUCUUAUGGCCGAUUAUCAGGCAAUAAUCGGCCGAUUACCGAUUAUUUAAAAAACGGCCAAUUAAUUGGCUUUGCCGAUUAUUUACCGAUUAAUCGGCUCAUCCCUAUUUGAAAUAUAUAAUUGAAACACUACACAUAUCCUCUAAGACAAUGUUAUAUUCUAUGUUGUAGAAUGAUCUGGCAUUGUAGACAAACUAACCCUUUAAGUGGCAAAGUGCCCUAUUUUAUUAUUUUACUCUGUCUAAUGCCAGAUGGUUUUACUCAUCAAGAGGAGGGUGCUGGUGCUCAAUGGGUCAAAAUGAUAUGGGGAGGUCAAUGCUCAAAUUUUUGUUUAGUUAUUAAAAUAUUUUACUUUCUGAAAGGAUGGCAGCAAAGUAUUUACAGCAAGUGUUGAUAAGACAUGCAAAAUGUGGGAUUUGAAUAGCAAUCAAUGUGUUGUUGUAGCUCAGGUAAGUUAUGGUAAAAUAAUUUUUUGAAAAUUGUUUGUAAAGCACUGGUCAAUUUGAGAAGUGGAAAAUCACAAAGCUUGCAAAAUCCUCUGCAAGUACUGUAGGGAACACUACCAACCUGUGUUAGAAGCACUUAGCACUAUAAACUGGAUCAAACAAACUUCACAUACUAUGUAGUCAAUACUGCAGACUCAGGUAGACUGUUUAAUGUGAAUAGUUGACAUGUUAGUUUUAAUGGUUGCACAAUGACAUUUCUAGGCAGAUUUUCAGACGUUUCUAAGGCGUGGCUUCAAUGUUUAUUUUCAAAAUUUAAACGUAAUUACGCAUAAACUUAUAAUCAUUAUGGUAUGCUUGUUGUUCUCUCAGCCAAAAGGUAACUGAUGGAUUGACAGACCGAUGCACUGAUCAACACAGUCUGACUACCUAAAACUUGUUUUCUAUGCAUUUCUUUACAGCAUGACCAACCAAUAAAAACAGUCAAUUUCGUCCAAGCGCCAAACUAUACAUGCAUAGUCACAGGAAGUUGGGAUAAGACAUUCAAAUUUUGGGACAUGCGACAGUCGACCCCUGUCAUUCAAUUCCAGUUACCAGAACGAUGUUAUUGUGCUGACAUAGUGUAUCCCAUGGCAAUUGUGGGUACUGCACAGCGAGGCAUACUUUGUUACCAACUGGAUAGCCAACCACGAGAAUAUAAGGUUGGUAACAAAUUUCAUCAUGGUUGACUUUAAUGUUAAAACGUUUUGGUAUUUGUUAACAGUUCUAUACACCUUAUCAACUCAUUUUUUCCCAAACUUUUUCAGAAAAUCGAGUCUCCGCUAAAAUAUCAAGUAAGGAGUUUAUUGAUAUGGAUACUUUUAUCAAUUCUCAAUUGAUCUGAUGGUGCAGGUAGGGCCUCCCCAAACCCCUGAGAUUUUAGCCCCCCCCCCCCCUGCCAACCAAACCAAUGCCGAGAUGAAAGACAUCUGAACUACAUGUACUGUGAAAAAAGGUGACAAAUGCCGAAUUUCUGCAAUAUUUUUUACCUAGCAUCGUUGUGUGACAAUCUUUAAAGACAAAAACCAGCAACCAACUGGAUUUGCUUUGGGAUCUGUCGAAGGAAGAGUUGCCAUUCACUACAUUAAUCCUAUAAAUCCGUAAGUGAAUUUUGGUACUUCUAAGAUGCAUUAUUCAUCAGAUUCUCCAUGCCUAGUAUAAAUUUGCUCAUUAUCUAUAACUUUCGUCAUUUUAGAAAAGAUAACUUCACGUUCAAAUGUCACAGAAGUAACACAGCGACCUCAAGCAAUGUUCAAGAUAUUUAUGCUGUAUGAAAUAAUCCUUGUUUUGUAAUGGUAUCAAAACAGGCCUUAAAAUAUCGGUCAUAAAACCGUCUGACAAAAUGUUCGAUGACUUUGAGGUCGGACAUAUGGAUUGUGGUGACUUUUGAGUUCAGUUUGGCUUGGAAACAAGUACAGACUAAAAUUAAUAUUAGCACAAUUUGGAAAAGUAUUUGAAAAGCAAUGUCAAUGAAUUUGCGAACCGCACCUCGCUGUUAAAACCCCGCACUUAAUUAUACAUUUCCAGUUCACCUCCUAUACAUUACUCUGAUUCUCCAUUUAACAUACGAGCCUCCACUAGGGUACAUUUUGAUUUACGUUGGACAAAGUUACUGUACGGUUAGGUCAGACACCAAUUCUCUCGGAUCGGACAAACAAUAAAUCUGAGUUUCACUUAGGUCAGACAGAAUAUCCAGUGGUUUCCUCUCUACGUCGGACGAUUUCAUAAAUGGUCGGACGUUGUCCGUGACCGGCUGAUAUUGUAAAGCCUGCAAAAUAUAUUUUCAAGAUGUUUUCAUUUUACAUGAUUCAUGAAUCUUGAAAUUGUCGGACUAACUAAAUUACCAUUAAUGCAAGGUCUUCAGGAAAAAUUUCUUCUGACAGAUUUCUUAAGUAAUUGAUCUCCUGUAAAUUUAUAUCAACGACAAUGUUUUAAAAUAGGUUUUUAGUAAAUUUAAACUUUUUGUAAAUAUAGCAAUAGAACGAAAAUAAGCACUGUAAAAUAGAGCUGAAAGCCUUUCGAGGAACAUCUAAUAAACUUAUAUAUGUGUAUGUUAUUUUUUAGGUGAAUGGCAUAUCGUUUCACCCUCAGUUUGGUACAUUAGCGACCGUUGGAUCGGAUGGGAAGUUCAGUUUUUGGGAUAAAGAUGCACGUACGAAAUUGAAGGUAUAAACUAUAAAGGCAAUUUUCUUGGGGAGUAAACUUCUAUAGAAUUCCAUCCUACUCAGAAAAAGUCAGCACCAACUAUAGUGGAUAUCUAACCAUUAUUAUUAAGCUACAAUGUGCUUACCCUACUUUAAUAUUUUGCCAGACGACUUUACUCGACAAUGGGGACAGUUUUGUGUUAACCAAACUAUCUGACAAUGUGUCUUGUUAAUCCAUACAUUGCACCCAAAUGCACACGCCCUACUGUACAUUGUUAUUUCGCUCUUUCCAACAACACAUGAUUUUACUCGUCGAGGCCGAGAGUCUUGCAUAUUAAUAUGCAUGAUAAUUUGCGAUGAGCCUGCAUGGAUGAUGGAUCCGUUUCGUUUUUCUUAUUUAAACCAUCGAGUGCUAGCACUUUCAUCUUGACAAGACAAGAAAACUCGUCUGGCGGUAAACAGAGUAAAACGCAACGUCAUUUACAUGAUUAUGUUAUUUCUAGACGUCAGAUCCUGCUGCAAGUCUACCUAUAUCUACUUGUAGUUUUGAUUCGACUGGAAAUAUUUUUGCAUACUCCGUUUGCUACGACUGGUCAAAGGUAUGGACGUAUGGUGCAUAAAGCAAUUAGUUUUACAGAGUUUCACCUUUGUUUGUCAGAUGGUAAAUCGUGCAGCAUGCAAAACACUAUAUAGUAUGAUUUCUAGGUCGUGGUUAGCCCACUUUGUAGACCAAAGUGCAACUGCAGACGCAAUGCAGGCCAGGCCAAGACAUGCAUGGUGAUGGGAUGAUCUUGUGUAAGAUGAUUUAAAGGGGCAGCGUCACGGCGCUCAUUGCAUGGCUAAAAUAAACAGCGCAAAGAAACGUUUAAAAUUAAUGCUAUACGAUUGGAAAAGAUGCAGCAGCCUUCAAUUUUUAAAACAAAGCAAGAAUGUCGCAUUUCACUCCUAACUUGAUUAAUUGUUAGCAGACAGUUUUUCAAGUUCGCGCAUAUUUCGGAUGCGCAGUAGCCAGUAGAACCGUGACACUGCCCCUUUAACCAUAAAAUAAUAGAACUGUGACUUUCUGAGUGUAAACCUUGAAUAAAGUGCGUGAAUGCUUGUGGAAGAUUUGCCGAUAGAGCAAAAUUUGACCAAGAUUAUUGCGUUUUAUGAUAAUGAGGUUUCGACAGGAGCAGGUAUAUGGGCUGUUCUCUUGCAAUUCAGCAGUUAGUUGGAAUAAUGGAUUAUUGGUACACUCCCUUAUACUUUACCCUUAUGAUCCUACGCUGAUUUUCCAGAAUGUUUAGCGUGUUCCCUAUUUUUUUCAAGGGGCACGAAUAUUUCAAUCCGUCCGUGAAACCGAUGAUUCUACUCCGCAGUUGUAUGGACGAAUUAAGACCACGAGGAAAGAAAUAGGAUAUUGUCCUUUCAAAGAGACGUUUCCUAUCGUAGCAGCUCACAUCCUGCUGAAAGGAUAGAGGAAACAUUGACCAACACUUGUUCAGGGCAGCUCGUGCGCCCAGAUACCACUGUUACACCUUACAAAAGCAUAUAUAAUAGAACAAAUGUGACACUAUAAUACUUUUGUUUGUGGAAACACAACGUAAAUUUAUUACUCCGGACAUACGGAUCCAAAGCUAUACAGUAAUAAAUUUACGUGGUGUUGUUUCCACAAAGUUCACAAACAAAAGUAUUAUAUGUUUUAUCGCCACGCAAACCAACAAAGAACUUAAAUGUGACACUGCUACAUAUUGCACGAAUACUUUUUAUAUAAAUAAUGUAAAUGACGAUUUAAAAAAGAGCAGAUUACCAGACGACUGUUUCGUAUUCUUUCACGAAUCGUGUAUAUUAUUAAUAAUAGUAUUGUUUCUAGUACAAUUUGGAAAAAAUAUACACUAGUGAGUUUUUCAAAGAGUUCAAUUUGCACGAGAGUCUAUUUUGCUCGUCUUUGAAAAACUCACUCGUUGUAGAUGCCAGAUGGGUUUCCGAGUGUGUAUUUUAGACCUAACCAGUUGCAAAAAAUAACUAUAGUCUAUAUAGGCCCUCUUGCACGAAUCGAACCUGCAACACAGAUUAGAUAUUAUGAUUAUAAAUAGUUGUAAACAAUAAAGUUGUUUUAUUUUUAA
Paramuricea clavata is the source of this 7476-nucleotide messenger RNA. The record is from the annotation of a GenBank genome assembly. NCBI's taxonomy places the organism in Eukaryota, Metazoa, Cnidaria, Anthozoa, Malacalcyonacea, Plexauridae.